Anthonomus grandis grandis is the source of this 4583-nucleotide messenger RNA. It is a transcript of the gene CPSF1, whose product is annotated as cleavage and polyadenylation specificity factor subunit 1. NCBI's taxonomy places the organism in Eukaryota, Metazoa, Arthropoda, Insecta, Coleoptera, Curculionidae. Gene Ontology annotation, molecular function: nucleic acid binding; protein binding. Gene Ontology annotation, cellular component: nucleus; mRNA cleavage and polyadenylation specificity factor complex. The record is from RefSeq and is a predicted model, not a curated record.
GUCUGAUAUUCGCAGCUGUCACUUUCCAUUUAAAAAGAAGCGUGUGUAAACAAUAAAGUUUCCGUCACAUUUAAAACUCGAAAAACUUCUCAAAUAAUGAAUUAAACCGCCCCAACCCUUAGACAAAAUGUUUUCCAUUUGUAAACAGUCGCAUCAGCCCACGGGGGUGGAGCACGCGAUCAGUUGUUUCUUUUUUAACAAGACCGAAAAGAGUCUGGUCACUGCUGGGGCCAACAUUUUAAAAGUUUUCCGCCUGAUUCCUGAUGUUGACCCCAAAAACCGAAACGAGAGAUAUUCAGAAUUCUUCCCUCCCAAGUCCAAACUGGAAUGUUUGGCCCAAUAUCAACUGUUCGGCAACAUAAUGUCUUUGCAAAGCAUCACAUUAGCCAACUCCCCCAGGGAUUCUUUACUGUUGGCCUUUGCCGAUGCCAAACUGUCUGUAGUCGAGUAUGACCCGGAGAAUCACGAAUUAAAAACCCUCAGUUUGCAUUACUUUGAAGAAGAUGACAUGAAGGACGGUUGGACCAACUUCUACCAUGUCCCAAUAGUCCGGGCUGAUCCGGAGAACCGUUGUGCCGUCAUGACAAUAUUUGGGCGCAAACUGGUCGUUUUACCAUUCAGGAGGGACACUUCUUUGGAAGACAAUGACCCAGAUGUGAAACCUUCCGGGGGGACCGGUGGGGCAGGGGCCCGAGCCCCCAUUUUAGCCUCUUACAUGAUCAAUUUGAAGGAUUUCAUCGAUAAAGUUGACAAUAUCAUCGAUAUCCAGUUUCUGGAUGGUUAUUACGAGCCCACUCUACUGUUACUCUAUGAACCUCUGAAGACUUUUGCCGGGAGAGUAGCGGUGAGGACGGACACUUGUGCCAUGGCGGCCAUUUCCUUGAAUUUACAGCAGAAGGUUCAUCCGAUCAUUUGGAGCGUCUCCAAUUUGCCGUUUGACUGCUUGAGGGCGCUGCCCAUCAAGAAACCGUUGGGGGGGACUUUGAUCUUUGCCGUCAACUCUUUGAUUUAUUUGAACCAGAGUAUUCCGCCCUAUGCCGUCUCUGUUAACAGUAUUGCCGAGCAGAGUUCCAGUUUUCCCAUGAAACCCCAGGAAGACGUGAAAAUCAGCUUCGAUUGCUCCCAAGUGGGAUUCCUGGACGACGACACCCUCGUCUUGUCAUUGAAAGGGGGCGAAUUGUACGUGUUGACCCUGUUGGCCGACAGCAUGCGCUACGUGCGCAGUUUCCAUUUCGAAAAGGCGGCCGCGAGCGUGCUCACCACAUGCGUCUGCAUCUGCGAGAACAAUUUCCUGUUUCUCGGCUCCCGAUUGGGCAACUCGCUCCUGUUGCGGUUCACGGAAAAAGCGAACGAGGUCAUCACCAUCGACGAAUCCAGUCAGCCGAGGAAAAAGCGCAAAUCGAGCAAAGAGGGGGGGGAAAUCGUGUCCGAUUCGUUGACCGAUUUCAUCGCCAGUGACGUCAUGGACAUCAGGGAUCCGGAGGAAUUAGAGGUUUACGGGAACCAACGGCAAACGGGGGUUCAGAUCAGUUCGUUCGUGUUCGAGGUGUGCGACUCCCUGUUGAACAUCGGCCCGUGCGGGCAAAUUUCGGUGGGGGAACCCGCUUUUUUGAGCGAGGAGUUCGGGGGAAACCCCGACUUGAACCUGGAGUUGGUCACGACCGCCGGUUACGGAAAAAACGGCGCGUUAUGCGUCCUCCAGCGGUCGGUGAAGCCCCAAAUCGUCACCACGUUCACCCUGCCGGGCUGUUUUAACAUGUGGACCAUCAGGAGUGGGGAGGACCGGCACGCCUUCCUGAUUUUGGGACAGGAGGAUGGCACUAUGGUCCUGCAAACCGGUCAGGAGAUCAACGAAAUCGACAACACCGGAUUCGCCACCCAUCAGGCGACCGUUUUCGCGGGCAAUUUGGGUCAAAACAAAUUUUGCGUUCAAGUCACCACGAUUUCCGUGCGUCUCCUCCAGGGGGCGGUGCAGUUGCAGCACGUGCCCAUGGACCUCGGAUCGCCCAUCGUCCACGUGUCCAGUGCGGAUCCGUAUAUUUCUUUGAUGACCGCCGACGGUCAAGUGAUCACGUUGAUGUUAAGGGAAACCAAAGGGGGAGCAAAGUUGGUCAUCAGUAAAUCCACCCUGUCCAAUAGCCCCGCGGUGACCACCAUUUGCAUGUACAAAGACACCUCCGGCCUGUUCACCAAUAAAAUACCGGACGAGUUUACUCACAUCCCGCAGCACUACAUCAGCGACCUCUCGGAACUGAAAACGGAAGCGGACAACGAGGAGGAUCUGCUCUACGGGGACAGCGACUUCAAGAUGCCCUCGCUCAGUGCCCCCCCCAAACCGAAAGUCUUCUACAAUUGGUGGAAAAAGUAUCUGACCCCCCACCGCGCCUCCUAUUGGCUGUUCGUCGUGCGGGAAAAUUCAAAUCUGGAAAUUUACUCGAUCCCCGACUUCAAGUUGAGUUUCUACGUGCAAAAUUUGUGUUUCGGGUCCAAAGUCCUGGUGGACUCCCUCGAGUCGGUCAUGAUCAAUCACGUGAACGAGGCCCAACUCCAGAAGGAGUUUCGGGUCAAAGAAAUCGCCAUGGUGGGGAUGGGCAGCAACGGGAGUCGCCCUUUACUAUUCGUCCGUCUGGAGAAGUCCCUCUACGUCUACGAAGUUUUCCGGUUUCACAAGGGAAAUCUGAAGAUGCGUUUCCGGCGAAUGCGUCACGAGAUCAUGUAUCAACCGAAUACCGUAAUUAACGACAUCGACCAGGCCAAUGUCGAUUUUCACGCGCUACAAGAGAAAAUGAGCAAAAUUCGUUGUUUCGAAAACGUGGCGGGGUACAGCGGGGUGUUUAUAUGCGGGGCGAGUCCCUAUUGGCUGUUUCUGACCAAGAGGGGGGAGCUGAGGGCGCACCCCAUGAACAUCGACGGGGAGGUGACCAAUUUCGCGCCCUUCAAUAACGUCAAUUGCCCCGAGGGAUUUUUGUAUUUUAAUAAAAAGUCCGAAUUGCGUAUCGGCAUCCUCCCCACCCACCUGAGCUACGACGCCCCUUGGCCGGUAAGGAAGGUCCCCUUGAGGUGCACCCCCCACUUCGUGACUUACCACCUGGAAACGAAGACUUACUGCCUGGUCACCAGUUUGGCGGAACCCUCCCAGACGUACUACCGAUUCAACGGGGAGGACAAGGAACUCACCCUCGAGGACAAGGGCGAAAAGUUCCCUUACCCCCUGCAGGAGAGUUUCAGUCUCUGUCUCUUCUCUCCCGUCUCUUGGGACGUCAUUCCCAACACGAAAAUCGACCUUGACGAGUGGGAGCACGUCACGUGUCUCAGGAACGUCGCUCUGGAAUACGAGGGAGCCAGGUCCGGACUUAAGGGCUACAUCGCGGUGGGGACUAACUAUAAUUACGGGGAGGAUAUUACGUCACGGGGCAGGAUUUUGAUUUAUGACAUUAUCGAGGUGGUUCCGGAACCGGGGCAACCUUUGACCAAAAAUAAGUUUAAGGAGAUUUACGCCAAGGAGCAAAAAGGGCCCGUGACGGCCCUGUCGCAGGUCAAAGGAUUCCUGGUGUCUGCUGUGGGGCAGAAGAUCUACAUUUGGCAACUGAAAGACAACGAUUUAAUUGGGAUCGCUUUUAUAGACACCCAGAUCUAUACCCAUCAGAUUUUAACGAUUAAAAAUUUGAUUUUAAUCGGGGAUGUUUACCAGUCGGUCUCGCUGUUGAGGUUCCAGGAGGAGUACCGGACCCUAUCGAUGGUUUCCAGAGACCUGCGGGCCUGCGAAGUCUACUCCAUCGAGUACAUGAUCGAUAACGCGAACAUGGGCUUCUUGAUGUCCGAUCGCGAGAAAAACUUGACGAUCUGCAUGUACCAACCGGAAUCGAGGGAGUCGCUGGGGGGUCAGAAACUGAUCAGAAAAGCGGAUUUCCACCUGGGGCAGGCGGUCACCACGUUUUUCCGCAUCAGGUGCAAACUGGGCGAACUGGGUGACGAGAAGCGACAUUUGAGUGGGGCGGAUCGUCGACAAAUCACCAUGUUCGCCACCCUCGAUGGGGGUUUGGGUUACGUCAUGCCCGUGGCGGAGAAGACGUAUCGCCGCCUGUUGAUGUUGCAGAACGUGCUGGUGAGUCACGGGGCCCACGUGGCCGGACUGAAUCCGAAGAGUUUCCGGACUUUCAAGAGUUUCCGGAAAAUGUUGUCGAAUCCGGCGCGCAGCAUCAUCGACGGCGAGCUCGUGUGGAAUUUUAUGCAACUGUCGAUUUCCGAGAAGAUUGAGAUCUCGAAGAAAAUCGGCACCAAACUGGAGGAGCUGCAGGAGGAUCUUGGCGACAUUCAAAAGUUGGCCAACCAUUUUUAGGUUAUUUUAUGUUUUUUGAAUGGGGCCUUUACUGGUGCACAAAACGAUGUGUGAUACUUUUUUUUAGGGCAAGUAGUUUUGGAGUUAGGUCCACUUGAAUGGUAUUUAAAAAAAUGGAAAUUUAACUGUAAGGUAUAAAUUUUUUAAUACUGUUGAAAAUGUCCUUUUACUUAGAAAAUAUUGAUUUUUUUGAUUUUUUUAUAAAUACAUUAAUUGUUUGAAAUUAAAAAACCUUUAAUAUAAA